This is a messenger RNA of Malaclemys terrapin pileata, 1646 nucleotides long. RefSeq names its product G-patch domain containing 3 (gene GPATCH3). NCBI's taxonomy places the organism in Eukaryota, Metazoa, Chordata, Testudines, Emydidae. The transcript is spliced from 7 exons. Bases 14 to 1486 code for a protein of 490 amino acids. Gene Ontology annotation, biological process: negative regulation of RIG-I signaling pathway; negative regulation of type I interferon production; positive regulation of DNA-templated transcription. Gene Ontology annotation, molecular function: nucleic acid binding. The record is from RefSeq and is a predicted model, not a curated record.
CAGAGGGUUGAAGAUGGCGUCGCCCGGGAGCUCCGAGCCCGGCUGGGGCCCUGCCCGCUACUGCCUGGUGAGCCGCAUCCCGGCCGAGCUCCGCUCCGCCCAGCUCCGCUCCUACUUCAGCCAGUUCGCCGAGGCCGGCGGCUUCCUCUGCUUCCACUACCGGCACCGGCCCGAGCGCAGCGGGCCCCCGGGGCAGGGCCCGGGCCCGGCCACUUGCUGCUGCCUGGUAGCGGUGCGGCCCGGCCAGGCCCGCCGGCUGGUCCGCAUGUACUCGGGCAAGCGCUGGCUGGAUGCCCAGGGCGACGGGCUGCCCGGCCGCUGCGUGAUCCGCAGGGUCCGAGUCUCCCCGGACACAGGUUUGGGCAUGUUCCAGUAUAAAACCAAGAAGGAGCUUCAUAAUAAGACCCAGAGUGAAACAUUUACCCAGGCAGACUUAAAGUGGCUGCCGGAACUGAACCCCCCUGUGUUUAUGCCCCAUGGGAAUGUGGGAACCCCUCUGAGAGUCUUCCUGGAGCUGAUCAAGGCCUGCAGGCUGCCUCCCCGAGUUAUUAAGAAACUGCAGCUACGAUUUCCCAAGACAGGAUCCUCUCGCAGGUAUGGGAAUGUGCCCUUUAAAUAUUGGGACACUGAGACUGUUGAACAAGAAGACCUGGUUUAUACAGACACAGGGGAGGAGAUCACAAUGGAAAAGGGCCCCCCGGCAAGAACUGGGAUGACUCAAACUAGUGAUGAGGAAGACUGGGAAGGACCAGGAAAGGAGGAAGCAGAAGAGUCUCACUCAGAUGAUGAUGAUGAUAGGUGCGAGGAGUGGGAACGACAUGAGGCACUGCAUGAGGAUGUAACCACUCAGGAACGUGCAGAGGAGCGGCUGUAUGAAGAGGAGAUUGAGCUGAAGUGGGAGAAGGGAGGCUCUGGGCUGGUCUUCUACACGGAUGCUCAGUAUUGGCAGGAAGAGCAAGGAGACUUUGACGAACAGACGGCAGAUGACUGGGAUGUGGACAUGAGUAUCUACUACGACAAAGAUGGAGGUGAUAAGGAUGCCCGCGAUGCAGUACAGAUGCGCUUGGAACAGAGACUCCGGGAUGGUUUGGAGGAUGGGUCUGUUUCAGGGCAACAGAUUGGGACCUUUGAGAAAUAUACCAAGGGUAUUGGCAGGAAGGUGUUGGAGAGGCAGGGCUGGAUGGAGGGGCGAGGUCUAGGGAGCAGCAACUCUGGAAUGGCUGAAGCGUUGGACAAUGAGGGUCAGCAUCCCAAGUGCAAGAGAGGAUUGGGGUACCAUGGAGAGAAACUGCAGACUUUCAGCAAGCCGAAAAAACCUCGCCGGGAUGGCCCCAUCCUCAUCUCCACAAUCUACGAUGAGCCCCAGUCUGUAGACAUUGGGGACCAGCUACUCCGGCGCCAGCUGCCCACUGCCAUGAAGUACAGACAGGACAUGGCAUUUGUCCGAGCGACUCAGAGUGCUCACCAGAGGCCCGGUGCCUCAUGAGAGUUGCUGCUGAACAGACUUUGGGAUUCAUUCAUUAGAGCAAUAGCAGAACCUUUAUAUUAGAACAGCCUCUUCUGUGCUCCUUUGUAACCUGGAGGCUGACUUCUCCUGCUGUCUGAUCCUAAGCAAAAUGUUAAUAUAUUUUCUGGACUCUUUUGUA